AUGGAUUUCAUCGAACUGGAUUAUGGUGAGGAUGAUCCCGUUUCGUCGGCUGAUGAUACGGAAGAUGAUCUCGAAUUCGACGAAGACGAUCUCGUGUGUGUCGAUGAGGUUUCUGGAACACCCAGUCCUGAGAAAAAGGUGCACGGAGAUGAAGACCGAGACCCGGGCUAUGAGGCCAGACAGAAACGAAUCGCCGCUGAAAUUUUGGAUCGCAAGAAGGCGAGGUCUCGUCGACGGUCCCCGGCUAUUCGGCGGCGAGGAAGCAGGCCGAAAUCUCCCCCUGGUCCUCAUCGCUCGUUCUCCCGGUCGCCUCGGCGUAACUCUGAUCAGUCGGAUCGUGGAUCCCAGAUCCGCCACGCGGAUAGGAAGUCACCGGCUUCUAAAGACGAACACCCGUCGAAGAUCAGGGGACCAGAAACCCGUAUUGCCCGUAAAAGACGAUUCCGUGAUCGCCGAUCCGAGAAUAGGGAUUUGAGGAGGGUUGACAGGCGCUCUCCACCCCGCCCGUUCUUGAAACGCGAAGAUGUCAACCCGAAUCUCAUCCCGGUGAAGCCCACGACGCGCUUCAUGACAAAUGACGGUGUUCGAUCCCGAUCGAGGUCCAUCGAGAAGGGAUCGCCUUCGUCGUCGCACCGCCCCAUUCGACGCGAGAGGAGCCCACUUCAGCCGCGCACAAAGACGUCUCCACGCGAUGACCACCAUCAUCCGUCCUCUCGUUCGACAUCCAACAUUGGGAGCCCGCCUACCGCACACCCGCCGCAUGUGCCAGCUAAUGCCAACGACUUGGAUGCAUCAUCAACGUCGCUGCCCAACCGAAUCCUGCCGACCGAUCAAUCAGGAGACUCAGGUGCAGCUUUGCCGACUAAACGACGCCUCUCAAAGAUGGAGUUACAUCAGCAGUUGACCACGACGGCGCGACAGGCGCUAAAUAACUACUGGACAAAGAUACCACCUGCGGAGCGUUGUCGUAUUUACCAUUCACCUACGCCGGAGACCUUAUCGCCUGAACACUUUCGCGCAAGCACGCCCCUUUUGGAGACAACUGUUUUCGUUGCUGCUGUGACUGGAACUUUGACGGAGAAAGAUCCUGUAACUCGCUCGGCAUCAUCAUCCGAGCAGGAUUCCGCUAAGGAUCGACCAAAAUCCACCAAACCGCGCGUUGAUCUAUCCGAAGAAGUUGCGUUGAUACUGCUAAAGAACACUUCAAUCGUCGACAACACCGAACCGUCGCCUGCGACGGCGGGAACUGAUAUAGUGGCAGUUGCUGUGGAUGGGGCUUCUUGCGGUAGACAUCCGACUUUUUCCAUGGUUUCUCCGGGCGCUGAACGAGGGAGUGACAAGCAGAUGUGGCGUUGUAGCUCAGCUUCCGAGAAAGUCAAAAAGGAGACUAUUGAGAACGAAGUCGAAGAAGUGCAAGCGACCACUUGCGCUCAGACGGAAAUUGCUUCUUCGGAUGAUCUCGGGAAAGAGGGUCAACGCGGUACGGAACAGGAGCUUACGACGAGCGUUCACCGAAAGGGACAUGUAGCACCUGAGCGGCCACCAGAACGAGCCGAGGAGAGUCCACGUAAACGAGAGCGUGUUCCCAUCACUGGACCUGCUUUGGACCACGCCGAUGGCAAAGAAAAGCCUCGGAAAUUAUGUCUGAAAAGUGGAGAUAAAGAUCGGCAACAUCCCCACGCCGGUUCUUCUCGUUCUGACGUUCCUCACUUGACACGGCGCGAUCGAUUCGAUAAUCGUCGUGCAAACUCUCCUCGAUCGGUUCGCCCACUGCAAGGAAGGGAUUCGUCUAGGUCGCGCGGCUCCGCUUCAAGAUCUAGGGGCCGAGGCGCUGGUCGAGGACAUGGCAACGACACGAUCUAUCGCAAUGGCUUUCACGACGGCAUUUCUAUCACUCUCCAGACGAAUGCACGCGAGCCGAUGAGACAACCGCCACCUCCUUCGCGCGGUUUGUUCCUUCAGCAGGCCGUUUACGCAAUU
Mesorhabditis spiculigera is the source of this 1980-nucleotide messenger RNA. NCBI's taxonomy places the organism in Eukaryota, Metazoa, Nematoda, Chromadorea, Rhabditida, Rhabditidae. The record is from the annotation of a GenBank genome assembly.